AAGUGUGUAUGACUCAAAACAUUAACACGUCAUUGCAUACAACUAAUAUAAGCAUUGUGUUAACCUUGGAGAAGAAUCCGCAAAUAAAUUUAACAUUCUGGUCACACCAACUAUUGUUUACUAAAUUCCGCCACAACACAUCAUCAAAAUUUUUUUUGUUCUUUAUCCAUUUUCUUAUAGUACUGAAAUUUCAUACGGAACAUUUCUUACAUCACAUACACCAAAAAUGAACACAAAUCAUUAUCGAUUCAUUACAAUAUUGUGCAUACCCAAAAAAGAUAGUUGUCUCACACAAACACAAUUACACAUCCGUAAAAGGAGAAAGUACCGAAACUCUUUCGUCAAAACCGCCAAACACAAAUCUCUAUAACUCAAAAUAUUCUCUCUUACACAAAAACUAAAAAAAAUAAAAUAAAAAUAAAAUGAAGGAGUUUCAAAUUCUAGCUCUUUUCUUAGCUGUGUUCACAUUUGUAAGCUCAAGCUUUGGUGAUGUUGCUACAACUAGUAAUUACGCCAACAUUGGUAUUAAUGGUGUUAAUUACGGGAUUAGCAUCCUUAAUCGUACCACUUUUCCUCCAGCUUUUCUAUUUGGCUCAGCUUCUUCUGCUUACCAGUAUGAAGGAGCAGCUAAAGAAGAUGGAAAAGGGCCUAGUACAUGGGAUACAUUUACCCACAAAUUUCCUGGAAAGAUAGCUGACGGAAAGAAUGGGGAUGUGGCAGUUGAUUCAUACCAUCGCUAUAAGGAAGAUGUGAAGAUCUUAAAGGAAAUGGGACUAGAUGCUUACAGGUUUUCAAUUUCGUGGCCCAGAUUAUUGCCUUAUGGAAAAGUAAGCAAGGGUGUGAACAAGAAAGGAAUAGCCUAUUACCACAACCUUAUCGAUGAACUUUUGGCGAAUGGCAUACAACCAUUCAUCACCCUUUUCCAUUGGGAUCUUCCUCAGUCAUUGCAAGACGAAUAUGGUGGUUUUAUUAGCCCUCAAAUAGUGGGUGAUUUUCAGAACUAUGCAGACCUCUGUUUUAGAGAGUAUGGUAACAAGGUGAAGCAUUGGAUUACACUCAAUGAGCCAUUGUCCUAUAGUACAGGCAUUUACUCAACUGGGGUCUUUUCGUCCAAGCAGUGUUCUACAUUAAACCCCCUGAAGUGCAAUAUUGAUUUAGCCACUGACCCUUACAAAGUUGCGCAUUACCAGAUUCUUGCUCAUGGUGCAGCUGUUCAAAUUUAUAGACAGAAAUAUCAGGCAUCCCAAAAAGGUGUAAUAGGCGUUGCUUUGAAUUCAAAUUGGUUCAUCCCCUUUUCUCAAGCUAAGCAAGACCGAAGUGCGGCACUUAGAGCUGUUGACUUUAUGUUUGGAUGGUACAUGGACCCUAUGACAUAUGGUGACUACCCACAUACGAUGCGCUCUCUUGUUGGCGGUCGAUUGCCUAAGUUUUCAAGGGAGCAGUCUAGCCAGAUAAAGGGUUCAUUUGAUUUCAUUGGAUUAAAUUAUUACACUAGCAGCUACACAGCAUAUGCUCCUAGUUUCAGGAAUGGAAAACCUAACUUUAAUACUGAUUCUCUCAUCAAUAUAACAUCGGAACGUAACGGAAUACCAAUUGGUCCAAGGGCUGCUUCAGAUUGGCUAUAUAUUUAUCCAAGAGGAAUUUUUGAUCUUCUACUCCAUAUAAAGAAAAGAUAUAGAAAUCCAAUCAUUUACAUCACAGAAAAUGGCUGUGAUGAGUCAAAUGAUGCCAGAUUGUCUCUUAAGGAAGCUUUGAGUGACGGCAUGAGGAUACACUACUACCAUGAUCAUCUAGCCUUUGCACAACUUGCUACUAGGUUUGCUGUUAGAUUGAAAGGAUACUUUGCUUGGUCAUUGUUGGACAACUUUGAGUGGGGCUCUGGUUAUACUGUUCGUUUUGGCAUAAACUAUGUCGACUACAACAAUGGACUGAAACGAUACCCCAAGCAUUCCGCUAUAUGGUUCAAGAAUUUCCUUCGCAAAUAAAACACGUCCUGUACCUUCUAAAACUUUUACAUUUUAGUUUCUUCUUGUUCCUUUGGCUACAUAACUUGUUCAGAUGUUCUUUGCAAGGACUUUGUUGCAAUGUAUUGCUCAUUUCUGACUAUUAGUCUUUAUUUCAUCAAUGAUAAAAUAUU
Messenger RNA from Chenopodium quinoa (quinoa), 2137 nucleotides. Its product is annotated as beta-glucosidase 24-like. The transcript has 13 exons. The record is from RefSeq and is a predicted model, not a curated record. Gene Ontology annotation, biological process: carbohydrate metabolic process. NCBI's taxonomy places the organism in Eukaryota, Viridiplantae, Streptophyta, Magnoliopsida, Caryophyllales, Amaranthaceae. Bases 423 to 1985 code for a protein of 520 amino acids. Gene Ontology annotation, molecular function: beta-glucosidase activity.